Molecule: messenger RNA, 7700 nt
Organism: Clupea harengus (Atlantic herring)
Lineage: Eukaryota; Metazoa; Chordata; Actinopteri; Clupeiformes; Clupeidae
Gene: pgap1
Product: post-GPI attachment to proteins inositol deacylase 1
Biological process (GO): endoplasmic reticulum to Golgi vesicle-mediated transport; GPI anchor metabolic process
Cellular component (GO): endoplasmic reticulum
Molecular function (GO): phosphatidylinositol deacylase activity
Source: RefSeq, a predicted model, not a curated record
CAUAGGUUGGAACUUGGAACAGGCAGACAGAGUGGGUUUCUAUUUUAAUCGGCAAGAUGGAGACAUGAAGCAUAUUCCUCUUCGCAGCAUCACAACAUAAAAUAGACAACAUGAAACCCGCUGCUUUAGCGUUCUACGGUUGUGCAUUAGGACUUUUAGGACUGGGGCUUAGGGAAUUACUUCUUGGUUUCGAGGAAAACAGGUGUAGCAUGACAUAUAUGUUCGAGUACCCCGAAUACCGGCGUGUCCAGCUGCCUCGAAGAGUGGCCCGUCUGUAUCCAGCUUAUGGACUCUACCUGUAUGGAGAGGGAGUGUACGCUCAGGAGACGAGGGGCCUCAAGCUUAGCGGAGCCCCAGUGCUCUUUUUGCCAGGGAAUGCUGGCAGCUACAAACAAGCUCGUUCCCUCGGCUCAGUGGCGUUGCGGAAGGCAGAGGGGCUGGAGGGUGGUGUCCACUUAAACGUGUUCACUAUAGACUUCAAUGAGGAGCUGGUGGCGCUGUAUGGAGGAAGCCUGCUCAGGCAGACCCGCUUCCUGCACGAGAGCAUCAAGGCCAUCCUGCGCCUUUACAAGGAGCAACCAGACCCCCCUACUAGUGUGGUGUUGGUGGGACACUCCAUGGGAGGUGUUGUGGCCCGAGCUCUGUUCACUCUGCCCAGGUUCAACCCACGUCUGGUCAGCCUCAUCAUCACGCAGGCGUCCCCACACCAGGCUGCAGUGCUCACACUAGACCCGUACUUACUGGAGUUCUACUCUGCUGUCAGACGGCGAUGGAUCGCUGGAGCACAAGACCUCCGGAACGUGACGGUGCUCUCUGUCGGGGGCGGUUACCGUGACUACCAGGUGCGCUCCGGCCUCACAGCCCUGCGAUGCCCCAUGGCUGACCCCAACAAGCUGUCCCUGGUGGCCACUGCUGUACCAAGGACCUGGGUGUCUACAGACCACCUGUCUAUAGUCUGGUGUAAGGAGCUGGUUCUGGCAACAGUGAGGGCUUUCAUUGACCUCAUCGAACCUGAGACUGGCCAGUUCACAGAUGACACUGAGACGAGGCUCUCCGUCCUGAAUUAUCACUUCAUCAGACACCCAGUGCAGGUGCCUGAUGAGAAACCAGAGCCUGUAGUCACCUUUACAGCCCCACCUGAGGCCUGGAGUGAAGUGAACACUCUCCGCCUCUUCUACAGUGCCCCUAAGGAACCCCAGGUGAAGCACUUCCUGUUUGCCCUCUCCAGCCGCAGGAAAGCCUACAGCCAUUUCUACUGUCGAAACAGCAACUUGGAGAUGACCAGCUGGCUCUAUGGCUGCACAGAAAUGAAUGGUUCUAUGUGUCUGCAGGCGGUGGAUCUGUCAUGGAGGACGGAGCUUCUCCCGUCUUACAAGGCACUGACUGUUCGAGUGAGCGAGCUAUCCUCAGUCUCCAAUCUGGUCAUCAUUGCCUCCAACCCUAGUGGCAACCAGUUUAUUAUCGAGUGUGAGUGGCAGAGGGAGGAGUCUCAGACCAUUCCCUUAGCUGUGCCUCAUGUGCUGUCCUUCGGCCUGACUGUUAGUGAUGUGACCAUCAACUCCACUGGGCUUCUCCACACAGUUCAGCUGCAGCAUUUUCACCAGGUCUACCAGGCAUUCAGAAUCACAGUUGUGAGCCAGUGCAAGGUGAGCAAAGAACGACUGCCCAGCGUUUACAGACUCAAGGUCCCCUGGUUCAGAGAGGACUCCUUCACUACUGCAAGCAUCCCCUCUAUAACUGAGAUUUCUGGAAUGCUUCAUACAAGUCGUCCCGUCAACACCUCAAGUGCCCGCUUGUUGCUUCACACUGCCCCUAACUGCCAGUAUAAGGUAUCAGUGAGGACCUCCUUCCCCAAAGUGCUUGGACAGGUUCUGCGCUUCUGUGGCCCGGUGCUGCCAGUCUACUUGGCCGUGACUCUGCUCCUGUCCCUGGGGGUGCAGGUGGGCUCCAUCAGCCAGGUGGGGCGACCUGUGGGGAUGGGCGAGGCCAUGAGCAAGGCCCUGAGGCCGCACAGGCUGGAGCUCCCCAUCUACCUGCUGCACCUGCUCCUCAGGCAGAGCUGGUUUGAAGAGGUCUGGGUGUCUCUCGGCCUCCCUGCGGUGGACACCCUGCCGCUCACCCUGGCAGAGAACACCGUCCAGAACACCACGGUGCCCACCGAGGACUGGCCCCGUCUCCUGGCCCCCGUCUUGUGCCUGCUGGGGGCCACUGUUGCAUUCUGGGGCAGCAUAGUGAUGCGAAUGGGCCUGCGCCUGCUCUCCUUCUUGCUGGCUCCCUUGCACAGGCCCUCGGUCUCUCUGGACUGUGGAACCUUCCUCCCACAAACUCAGGUCUUCUUCAUCCUGGCCUUGUGUGCUUUGGGCAGACUUACCUGCGGGGCUUUGUCUGUCACCGUGGCCUUCAUGUUCCACUUAUAUCGGGUGCUAAGGUUACAGAUGACUCUGCGGUCAUUACGCCAUGUUCUGAACCUGGCUCCUCAGAAGAUAUCCCCAGAGAUGGAGAAUGGUUAUGGGGCUGGUGGAUGUCAGAGGCAGCCUAAAGAAUGUAACGGUGGCCCCCUGCUGACCCAGUCAGUGCUACAGGAAGUCAGAGACGACCUCCAACUACACCUGAGUCUGUCAGCUCUGCUCACAGUACCCAUGAUGCUCUGUGCCCCGUCACUCAUUUAUUGGUUCCGCAACCUCAGAUACUCAGUGCACCUGGACCCGGAUCCCUGCUGGCCACACACACUACCCCUGCUCAUGGCCACUGUGCUGCUCAUCAACUGCAACGCUGUCAAGCUCAGUCACAGUAAAAUUCUCAGACUGACCUCCCGGCUGUUGUUGCCCCUGUGCAUUGCCAUGGUGACGUUCUCCUCCCUUCACCUGUAUCGAGUCACUCAUUUCCUCUCUGUGGCUCUGGGCUUUUUGGCUAUUUCCUGUUACCUCUGACAGCUCCCGACUGGGUCCAGUCCCAAACCCGUCCGCAGGUAUAACCCAUCCCGGACAGCCUUACAAUGUGUGUUACUACUCCCACCCUGAAGGGGGAGACAGUGACUCCACUUCGGAAGACCCAUGCCGUGCAAUCUUACCAAUGGAGUCUCAACAGGGUAUUCCUGUGUUAGCCAUACUGAUCUGUGUUUCUGAUUGUGCUGUGGGGUGUGGUGGGCAUUAGUAUUGUGUUUUGUGUUGUUUCCUUGUUGUUUGGGUUCUCUCUCUAUCACACUGCAGUUUCUUUUAGCUGACCUGAUGUUCUGUCUGUCUCUGUCUAUUGUUCUUGUUGUGUACUUGUCUAUUCUGUCCCAUCCCCACAUGCGCCUUAACAUAAAGCUCAAAUUGAGAUAGGGGAUGAGAUAAAUACAUAGUUUAUGUAAUGCUGCCAGUGUUCUCCCUGCAGCACACUCAUACAAUGUGGAACAGUGCAUCCAUGUCAUAGUGGAUUCAUUGCCAAAAAUGACCCAUAGAAAAUCCUAAUCAUCACUCGACAGCCACGCUUUCUUUUUUAAAGGGAGAAUUUUCUGCUGGCUUUUUUACGCCUACUGUGUAAUGAGAUUAAUGUCACAGGUUUACUGCUAGCACCUGACCCGUGAGAUUUGAGAACUUGAACCUGGUCAGAUCAGUGUCAUAGUUUGCCAGAACAUUCAGUCAAGCUAGGAAAUGGCCAGGAGUCUCAAGGCUCCUCAGCUCCGCUCCAUCUACAGACCCAUCGCGUAUGCAGGGCAGAUGCCUUGGACCGUGUGUGUGCCCACCACUGUUAGUAUGACAUAUGUGUCACGAAUGCUGUGCAUCUACAUCAUUUAGUGCUUGAAUAGAGUACUACUUAGAGAUCAUAAAGGGUAAGAAUAUCCACUUUACCAGCUGGUACAGCCAUGGUGCUGGCCUACUGUAAGUAGUGAUUACUAGUGUGUGCUAUUAGCAGUAAUUACUGACAUGUGAGGGCGGUGGCUCUCACACCUGCAAGGGAAUGUCUAUCCUGCUCACGUCUGAAUGAUCAGGGCACUGACAAGCAAUGUAGCUACAGAAUGUUGCCAUAGCAGCUGAUCCUUGUUCGUUAUUGGGACGGCGGAGAACACUAAUCCGUCACCCUGUACCCACACAAUGUACUGUUUGUGGUGCCGAGUUAACAUUUAUGAGUGUGUUUGUGUGUGUGGGGGGGGUGAAGGUGGGAGGGUUGCAAUUAUUCCCAUUUCAGUUUGGGAUUUGAUACUGUAUAACCUUGGUUGUCAUGUCACUGUAGUGGGGGUAGAUUGUCAGUUUAAACUACUAAUGCACCGCUCACCAGCACCACCUGUCUUCACUAUUAGAUCUGUGUUCCACUUGACGUCCUUAACAAAUUAACCAUGGCCGCGGAUUAAGAAUGUUUCCCCCCAGUGAUUUAUGGUCUGGAUGGGCAAGAGGUCAUGCUAAAAAAACACUUGGGAAAGACAGUGAGUUGGCAGAGCAUUCCCUGAACAAAACAACUAGUGCCUUGCUACAAUCAGUCCCAUGUGGUUUGCUUGAGCGCAUCUCUCUCCUGUUCCUGGCCCACCCAACAGAUUUAGUCAUAGAUAUCACAGGAUGGCCGGUGUGAGCACAACGAGGUCUAAUAAAUGACCAACCAGUGUGAUAUAUGGUCAGGAUUUACUUAUAGCAGGUGCAGAGUCUUCUGUAAAUCGUCUUGUACUGUAAGUUUAACCCCGGCUUUGGUGUCAAAGAGUGUUUCAGAGAUGUUACCAGUAACAGGACUGAAAGAACUCUUAACGGUGUGUUAAAAUCAGGGUGUGUCUCAAUGUUCCGUGACUCGAUAAGCCAAAAAUAUCUGUCAGGAUUCAUAGAUUUUACAACAGCAUCCCUCGUUUUAAAUGUGAACAAUACCAGAAGAGAAAAAUCCAUAAAAGAUGCAGAAACUGUUUGUGAACAUUGGGAAACACUUUUCUUUUUAUGAUACCUUUUAUCUUCUGAAUCAUUGGUAGAGGUCUAGAAGCAUCUUCUUCAGCAACAAGAACGCAGUACUUAACUUAAUAAGCUGGUAUAGUUCUCGCUUCCUGGACCAAACUCCGCUGUCACGCUCCUGUUGAAGACACACUCCCGUGCCACCUGCACUGUGAUUGUACCUGUACCUGCACCUGUUCGUUUGUGAGUGUGUGUGUGUGUACUGAUGUGGUGAUGGCACACGAUAUUAGUGACUUGCGCCAUCUGCCUAGCGAGUGUUUGUGGAUAUCGUCCGUCUCUUAGUGUGAGGUGCGGUUAUUUUCUGUGCUUUGAAGUGCACAUAUUCUGACUCGUUUCGAGUUGUGAGUCCCGAUGUGAUUUAUACGAUGUUAACACUUUGGUACGUAGGCUCUUCUUUGUGGUCAAAGUGAUGGAGAAAUGGACAUACGUUUUUGGAUCAAACAUGAUUUUUUUUACAAUUAGUGUUCACUGUGAUGUGUUGUGAACUUCCAGGAGCAAUUUUUACAGCAUCGUCUGUUUGUUCCUCUGCCCUGUAAGAGGAGGCUUAUCGAGACAUGUUGAGCUUUGUGGCAAAAAUACAGUCUUAAGCGAUGUCUAAUAAUACAGAAUAGAUGUUUUUUCUGUGGUAGAUGUUCUGUUGCAGGUAGAGCUCUUCAUGGACUAUGACCUGUGUAUUAGCCUCUAAUGCUUACUCAGCUUUGACUCCUUGUUCAUGGGCGUUAAUAUGGGCCUAGAGCAUAAUGUAACACAAGCACGUUUUGUCAUCGUUCAGCCGUGCUGAACACAACCAUGUGUGCACGCUGACUUUGACUAAAACAUUGCAGCGACUGUUUCUGACUCCUCCCGAUCCUACACUCCUCCAUCACUACAGUACAACUGACUCACUAAUCAACCAAACGUCUGUGUUUUUAUUAAUGGUGUUACUGCUUUUUUCCAAGUACACUUCCUUGCACUACAAACUGCUGUCACUGUCUAGUAUACUGCUCUGAGUAUCACAGAAGCGAACAGAUGUGGCUCCAGCGAGAUGGCAUUAAAUUCAUUUGUAAAUACAUUAUGACCAGGCAAACAGAUGUUUGUGCAGGCAUUUUUACUUUGGUAAUUAGUACAAGUGCGAGCAAGUACAAGUGCUUGGUGUGAAUACACUGUAAGAUGUUUAAGUACAGUGAUGAAUGUUGAUUUAGUAAUGUCAAAUAGUGUAUCCAUCGUAGAUGGUGACUUGCCUAAGCAUCACAUGUUUCUCUAAAGGAAACCUUUAACAAUGUGGAAUACAUCUUCUACUUGAUUUGUGGUUUUAGUAUUUUGAGAGUUUCUUUGCUUUAUUUUGAAAAGGGAUUUUAUCCAAGCAACCUGUAGAGGUAAGCAUAGCUUAGUUUGUUUACCUGACCAGAGAACGGCCUGAUCUGCUGUCCCCAUCAGUAAGCUACCUACGUCUGCUACAGCUCUGGUAUGACCCAAGUGUGGUUAGUCAUGCCAGAGACAUUAUAGGAGGUCAGGCAUCCCCUACCUGCAGUGCCAAGUAUGCAAUACAUAGCCAGUUGCAUCCAAUUAAAAUAUAUCCUGCAUACUAUGACCAUGGCACAGGGAUUCCUUCUGGUUCAUUUUUUAUUUCAUACUCAUUACUGUAAGGCCAAUGUUCCCAGUGUCAGUAGCUUGACACGUGUUUCUGACCCUACAGACCAUUCAUGUCUUCAACCACCUUGGCAUUUUUUCUUGCUGUGUGUAUUAUCGAAGUGUUUAUGGCUAGCUACCUGGUUCACUGUAUACUCCCGAGUCUUUUAUUAUUUGUCUAAUGGACAUUAACUACAAUGUUUUAAGACAGAUGCUUGGUGGUGGAAAUGGUCAGGUCCAGCAUUACUGCCUAUUACUGCCCUUGUUAUUGUCUGGUUUUAUAUAAUAACUGAGUGGCCCAAAUGGCAUUCUCAAUUCUCAGGUUUAAAUACUGUCACAAGGAAGAGAUUGGUUGGUGUUUUAUAUGAUGUUCAGAUAAAAAAAAAAAAAAAAGGUUAUUACAUUUAUCAGAAUGUUGUGCUAUUUGUGAGCACUGUUACUGUUAAAAUAAAAAAUAAAAAAAGUCUGUGUAUGAAAGUUCUUCUGCUACACUCAACACAAGCACUGUACUCUUCUAGAACAAUCUAGCCUUCCUUUGGCGUCCUUUUUUCCUGAAGCUCUUGCAUUGGAUGCUAUUCGUGCAUAGAAUAUCCUCUGUGGUAUAUGUGCCCUGAAAUAUGAAAAGGAGAUGAUCACAAUAACAUUUCCCAGAAUAUUUUGUUCUAUGGAAUUAGAUUAUUUUCUUAUUUGGGAAUGUGUUUUUUGCCCCUGCACAUGGCUAGAUUUCCAGAUAUUUAAUGUAAAAGGUGCCUUCUACUCCAAGGUGAUAUAACUUAAACAUAACAUUAUCAUAGUCUGUUGUUCUACCUAAAACUGAUCUCGGAAGUUGCCUGGUAGAUGCUGCCAUAACACAGCUCUGUUGCUGCAUUACUUUGCCAAAGACACACUAACUUUCUAUCCUAUUUAUUUGAACACUGCAAAGUAUUAAUCACUUGAUGAAACUAUUAUUCACUCAUCUUAUGGACAUGUAUGUAAUAUAUAGAUUCAAGAUUUAACUUAGUUCUCAUUUAAUCUUUUUUUACUGAGGGCACAACUUCUCACUUCAUAUUUGUUUAAAAAUAUUUUCCAAUCUUGGCCUAUCUGUAACAGUUCAUAAUCCUCCUUUAUGGAAUAUAAGGUUUAUUUAAUAACUUACUUUGUGUCUUUUGAUGUGAUUUUUAAAAUGUUAGUCAUCCAGGGAGA